Messenger RNA from Leptomonas pyrrhocoris, 2076 nucleotides. RefSeq lists its product as hypothetical. The transcript has a single exon. Bases 121 to 2076 code for a protein of 651 amino acids. The record is from RefSeq and is a predicted model, not a curated record. Lineage: Eukaryota; Euglenozoa; Kinetoplastea; Trypanosomatida; Trypanosomatidae.
GUGCAAAAUACGCGGCGAGCGCAGUAAACCGGCGGAGAGUUCAUCAGCGCUAUUAUUCAUUAUUAUUUGUAGUGUUUUGUAUGUAAUCUACCGGAAGAAGCAGACAAAAUAGAAAAAAAAAUGCAGCAGAUAUUUGCUGACGAGGCAGCGAGUCAGUCUCCAAAGCCCCUCAUAAGCUUUCCACUGCCGAGUGACGUGCAUCUCCUUUCUAGUGAGGGUCUUGCGUCGACCAGAAAGCGCCACCGCAGUCUUUCACAGGAAGAGGAAUCUACGGACGCCACCGCCCCGUCUCCUCUGACGCAAGAAGAUUGCAAAGCCCUCAGGCGGUUCAUCGAGUAUGGCGAUCAGCCCAUGACCGCUGUAGAAUUUUUUCAGAGGACCACAGGGCACCGGUCCACGCCAGCGCAAGUUUUCACGAGCGGUACGGCGGUGUCGCGCUUGUCGGUGCCCCUUCCCUAUCAGUGGUGCUCUGCGGCCCUGCAGCAGACGCUGUCCCUCUUGUGCCGCGUCAUUCGCCUUGACACGGCUUCGUUUUACCUGCAGCCCGCUUCGACGGCAGAAGCCCUCUCCGGUGCACCAUUCGCUGCCUCUCUCGAAGGAGCAGCGGCGCCAACGGUGCGCGUCACGACAUUGGAGUUGUACUGCCGAUUCCAGGCGCUGGAGUUAGAGUUCGAGGACGUCGUGCUGCGUGCGCAGUCCGUCACACAGGCAGACGGUGUGCCAGAGGCCCUCACGCAGCGCGCGCGUGCCGAUGUCGAAGAAACGGUGCGCUGCAUCGAGGACGGGGUGAACUCGCUGGAGGCGACACUGAUCGAGAUGCUUCUUCACAUAGAGGACCCGCGACAGGCGAAGGAAGAUGGUGCCAUCCGCGGGGCGUCUGCGGGCAACGGCACCAAAAUGAAUGCGGGUACUGCCGCUGCCCCUUCCUUAGCGUACGUGGCGGGCAUUCUGCGUGACCUUCCAGGUGUUUUUCACUUGGAGCAGUGGCCUGCUCGCUUUAUCUGUGAGACGGAGGCCAACAAGCUGCCACCCACCGCGUCUUCCUCCUCCGCACCGCCCCGGCUGCAACACGAGCAGCAACCGCCGUCACCUGGAAGCGUUGCUGCCGCACUGUUGUCGGGUGGAAGUGUGGUGCGUGCGUCAGCGUCCGACACGGCGGGACACACCGAGGUGAUUCCCUUUCCUUCAGCUGCCGCCUACCGCGCACAGGUGGGAGGUGCUACCACGUCCCUCGCGCUGCAAAGCCUGCUGGACAUUAGCAAAGCUGAUGUGUGGAACAUUUUCGGUGUGGCCGCCGCCUCUCCGAUCAGCCGCCUGGCCGCACUCGAGAAGCUGGAAAACGCUUCACAGGGUCGUACGCUGAACGAUGUGUGGAACGCGGCUCCACCGGCUCGUCCCGCGCUGGACAUCGAGCAGCUGGAGUUCAAGGACAUCUUGGUGCGGGCGUGGAAUCACGGUUACAGCCUGCUCGGUCUGCGCCGCCUGUGUUUUGAGAUGCAGGCGCUCUUUUAUCAGUAUGUGGCUCGUGUCACGACGGCAGCUCCGCCCGCCAGCAGCCACGCGACACGGCAGGAGAUCUAUGAGCUGUGGUGCCAGUGGCAGUGGACGGUGCAACGUCUUUUUCAGGGCUUCAUGAUGAAGGUGACGGGUGGUGCCCCUUCAUUGAAAGAAACCGGCGCCGUCCGUGACAGCCGGUGCAAAUACGGUGGUGAUGCCGACCUGAACGCGUGUGCGCUGCUGCGCCGGCACGCGUCGUUGGGCAGUGCACUGGCGGAGGUGCAGCACAUCGCCUUGCGUGUCGUCACAAAACUGCAAGCGGUGGACGCAAAAGGCUGGUUUGCUGUCCCGGCGUUUGACCUUGUGAAUGUGGACUUCACCAGUGUCCGGUACUGGGUGAUGAGCCCGUCCUUCGCGCCCAAGUCGCGCCGUGAGGCCUACCGCGCGCUGUGUCGGGUGCUGGAGCGCAUGGUGGACAGCUGCGUGCACAAGUACGGACCUACACACCCUUUUAGCGACGUCAUCACAAACGUGCGUCAGCAGCUCGUAGAUGUAGCUCGCGCCGAAGGUCUUCUGUAA